CGCCCUACACUUCCUCUGGCUGCUCGGCAGCCGCCGUGGCUCCAGGAUGAUGGAGACGGAGCGACUCGUGCUACCUCCCCCGGAUCCCUUGGACCUGCCCCUUCGGGCAGUAGAGCUGGGAUGCACAGGGCGCUGGGAGCUGCUGAAUGUGUCUGGGGCUCCAGAGAGCACCCUUCCCCAUGGCCUCCCUCCCUGUGCUCCAGAUCUGCAGCAAGAAGCAGAGCAGUUGUUUCUGUCAUCUCCAGCCUGGCUGCCUCUGCACGGUGUGGAGCACUCAGCCCGAAAAUGGCAGAGGAAGAUGGAUCCUUGGUCUCUCCUGGCCACACUGGGGGCCCCAGUCCCCUCCGACCUACAGGCCCAAAGACACCCAACCACAGGCCAGAUACUAGGCUACAAGGAGGUCCUGCUAGAGAAUACAAACCUGUCUGCCACGACCUCCUUGUCUCUUCGCCGGCCACCAGGGCCUGUCUCCCAGUCCCUGUGGGGGAAUCCAACACAGUACCCUUUUUGGCCAGGUGGAAUGGAUGAGCCCACCAUAACAGAUCUGAGCACUCGGGAGGAGGCUGAGGAGGAGAUAGACUUUGAGAAAGACCUUCUUACUGUUCCACCUGGCUUCAAGAAAGGCGUGGACUUUGCACCAAAGGAUCACCCAGCUCCAGCUCCCGGGUUGCUCAGCCUCAGCCGUCUCCUGGAGCCCCUGGAUUUGGGUGGGGGUGAUGAGGAUGAGAGUGAGGCAGUGGGACAGCCAGGUGGUCCCCGACGGGACACUGUUGCAGCCCCUCCCUGCAGUGCUCCCCUGGCCCGAGCAAGCAGCUUGGAGGACCUAGUGUUGAAGGAAGCGUCCACAGCUGUAGCCCCCCCAGAGCCUCCCAAGCCCCCACCUCAGGAGCAGUGGGCCAUUCCUGUGGAUGUCACCUCCCCUGUUGGUGAUUUCUACCGCCUCAUUCCCCAGCCAGCCUUCCAGUGGGCGUUUGAGCCAGAUGUGUUUCAGAAACAGGCCAUCCUGCACUUAGAACGGCAUGACUCAGUCUUUGUCGCGGCUCACACGUCUGCAGGGAAGACAGUUGUGGCUGAAUACGCCAUUGCCCUUGCCCAGAAACACAUGACACGCACCAUCUAUACUUCGCCCAUCAAGGCUCUGAGCAACCAGAAGUUCCGGGACUUCCGAAACACAUUUGGGGAUGUGGGACUGCUCACUGGGGACGUGCAGCUGCAUCCGGAGGCCUCUUGCCUCAUUAUGACAACAGAGAUCCUUCGCUCCAUGCUGUACAGUGGCUCAGAUGUCAUCCGGGACCUGGAGUGGGUCAUUUUUGAUGAGGUUCACUACAUCAACGAUGCUGAGCGUGGGGUCGUGUGGGAGGAGGUGCUUAUCAUGCUCCCUGACCACGUCUCCAUCAUCCUUCUGAGUGCUACUGUCCCCAACGCCCUUGAAUUUGCUGACUGGAUUGGGCGGCUGAAGCGUCGCCAGAUCUACGUGAUCAGCACGGUCGCUCGCCCGGUCCCCCUGGAGCAUUAUCUCUUCACGGGGAACAGCCCCAAGACCCAGGGGGAGCUCUUCCUGCUGCUGGACUCCCGAGGCAGCUUCCACACAAAGGGGUACUAUGCAGCCGUGGAGGCCAAGAAGGAGCGGAUGAGCAAACACGCCCAGACCUUUGGGGCCAAGCAGCCCACACAUCAGGGGGGACCAGCACAGGACCGUGGUGUAUAUCUGUCCCUCCUGGCCUCCCUCCGCACCCGUGCGCAGCUGCCCGUGGUGGUGUUCACCUUCUCCCGGGGCCGCUGUGACGAGCAGGCCUCGGGCCUCACCUCCCUUGACCUCACCACGAGUUCAGAGAAGAGUGAGAUUCACCUCUUCCUGCAGCGCUGCCUCGCUCGCCUCCGCGGUUCUGACCGCCAGCUGCCCCAGGUUCUGCACAUGUCCGAGCUCCUGCACCGCGGCCUGGGCGUGCACCACAGUGGCAUCCUGCCCAUCCUCAAGGAGAUCGUGGAGAUGCUCUUCAGCCGUGGCCUGGUCAAGGUCUUGUUUGCCACGGAGACCUUUGCCAUGGGUGUAAAUAUGCCAGCCCGAACAGUGGUGUUUGACUCCAUGCGCAAGCACGACGGCUCCACCUUCCGGGACCUGCUCCCUGGGGAGUAUGUGCAGAUGGCAGGCCGGGCAGGCCGGAGGGGCCUGGACCCCACAGGCACUGUCAUCCUGCUCUGCAAGGGCCGUGUGCCCGAGAUGGCGGACCUGCACCGCAUGAUGAUGGGGAAGCCGUCCCAGCUGCAGUCCCAGUUCCGCCUCACGUACACCAUGAUCCUCAACCUGCUGCGGGUGGAUGCCCUCAGGGUAGAGGAUAUGAUGAAGAGGAGCUUCUCUGAGUUUCCGUCCCGCAAGGACAGCAAGGCCCACGAACAGGCUCUGGCUGAACUGACCAAGAGGCUGGGGGCCUUGGAGGAGCCUGACGUGACUGGCCAACUCGUUGACCUGCCUGAGUAUUACAGCUGGGGAGAGGAACUCACAGAGACCCGGAGCCUGAUCCAGCGACGCAUCAUAGAGUCUGUGAACGGGCUGAAAUCUCUCUCGGCGGGAAGGGUGGUGGUUGUGAAGAAUCAGGAACAUCACAAUGCGCUGGGUGUGAUCCUUCAGGUCUCCUCGAACUCCACCAGCAGAGUAUUCACGACUCUGGUCUUGUGUGAUAAGCCCAUGUCUGAGGCCCCACAGGAGAGGGGGCCGGCCUCCUCAGAUGUGCCCUACCCAGAUGACCUCGUGGGAUUCAAGCUGUUCCUGCCUGAAGGGCCCUGUGACCACACUGUGGGCAAGCUCCAGCCAGGAAACGUGGCUGCCAUCACCACCAAGGUGCUCCGGCUCAAUGGGGAGAAGAUCUUGGAGGACUUCAGCAGGAGGCAGCAACCAAAAUUCAAGUCAGAGAUGCUGGGGAGGGACCAUGUGAUGGGGGGUGGGGAGGUGUGGUCGCAGAGGCUCCCCCAGUCCGAGGAGGGCUCCUCAGGAAGAGAAGCCUCUGCCUCGGGUCCCAAGACCUGCUCCUUUCUCAGGAAGGAUCCCCCCUCUGCAGCUGUGACAACUGCUGUCCAGGAACUGCUACGUCUAGCUCAGGCCCACCCAGCAGGACCCCCUACCCUGGACCCUGUCAAUGACCUGCAGCUCAAGGAUGUGUCGGUGGUAGAGGGGGGACUCCGGGCUCGGAAGCUGGAGGAGCUGAUCCGGGGGGCUCAGUGUGUACACAGUCCCCGUUUCCCUGCCCAGUACCUGAAGCUGCGGGAGCGGAUGCAGAUACAGAAGGAGAUGGAGCGGCUGCGCUUCCUGCUGUCGGAUCAGUCGCUGCUGCUGCUCCCUGAGUACCACCAGCGAGUAGAGGUGCUCCGAACGCUGGGGUAUGUAGACGAGGCUGGCACCGUGAAGCUGGCAGGGCGGGUGGCUUGUGCCAUGAGCAGCCAUGAGCUGCUCCUCACCGAACUCAUGUUCGACAACGCCCUGAGCGCCCUGCGGCCCGAGGAGAUCGCGGCCCUGCUCUCUGGCCUCGUCUGCCAGAGUGCCGGGGACCCUAGUGAUCAGCUCCCAAGCACCCUCAAGGAGGGGGUGGAACGUGUCCGGGCUGUGGCCAAGCGGAUUGGUGACGUCCAGGUGGCUUGUGGCUUGAACCAGACAGUGGAGGAAUUUGUGGGGGAGCUGAAUUUCGGGCUGGUCGAGGUUGUGUACGAGUGGGCCAGGGGCAUGGUGAGUAGCUGGGUUUGGGGCUUGGUAGACAGCCGGCCGGGGAGAGGCUGCCCAGGCCUACCAUAUUCGGUCCCCACCCUGCUUCCCCCACAGCCCUUCUCUGAGUUGGCAGGGCUCUCGGGGACCCCCGAGGGCCUGGUGGUCCGCUGCAUCCAACGCCUGGCCGAGAUGUGUCGCUCGCUUCGGGGGGCGGCCCGCUUAGUGGGCGAGCCUGUUCUAGGAGCCAAGAUGGAGACGGCAGCCACGCUGCUACGGAGGGACAUUGUCUUUGCGGCCAGCCUCUAUACCCAGUGAAUGACCCCUGUGUAAAAAUGUAACAAUAAAACAGCAAACCACCUGUGUGAAC
Messenger RNA from Hippopotamus amphibius kiboko, 4064 nucleotides. RefSeq names its product SKI2 subunit of superkiller complex (gene SKIC2). Gene Ontology annotation, molecular function: RNA binding; ATP binding; RNA helicase activity. The record is from RefSeq and is a predicted model, not a curated record. NCBI's taxonomy places the organism in Eukaryota, Metazoa, Chordata, Mammalia, Artiodactyla, Hippopotamidae. The transcript has 26 exons. Gene Ontology annotation, cellular component: Ski complex. Bases 47 to 4012 code for a protein of 1321 amino acids. Gene Ontology annotation, biological process: nuclear-transcribed mRNA catabolic process, 3'-5' exonucleolytic nonsense-mediated decay.